Chelonia mydas (Green sea turtle) is the source of this 3152-nucleotide messenger RNA. It is a transcript of the gene UIMC1, whose product is annotated as ubiquitin interaction motif containing 1. Gene Ontology annotation, biological process: double-strand break repair; positive regulation of DNA repair. Gene Ontology annotation, molecular function: histone binding; K63-linked polyubiquitin modification-dependent protein binding. Bases 187 to 2358 code for a protein of 723 amino acids. Gene Ontology annotation, cellular component: BRCA1-A complex. NCBI's taxonomy places the organism in Eukaryota, Metazoa, Chordata, Testudines, Cheloniidae. The transcript is spliced from 13 exons. The record is from RefSeq and is a predicted model, not a curated record.
UUGAAGGAGGGCAGAGGGCAGUGAGGCCGCCGCCGCCAGCUUGAGUGUGGGCAGCGGACCCGCUGAUCGCGGCGGGCGAGUCGCUUCGGGCCGCGGGAGGGAGAGGAGACGCCGCCCUCGCGCUGCCAAGCGGGCCGGGAGUGGGAGGGGCUCCGGCCUGCGGGAGCCACUGGGCCCGAGUGCAGGAUGCCGAGGAAGAAGAAGCAUGCAGAAAGCCCUGACUUUCAGGGCCCGGACGGGGAGGAGGAAGAGCCGAGGGGCCUGGUCGAUGCCAAGAAGAAGCGUAGUUUUGUGGAUGCCUUUAUUGUUAUAUCUGACAGCGAUGGAGAGCAGGAGUCAAAGGAGGAGAAUGGAUUACAGAAGAAAAGAACCAAGCAGCAGCUGGACAGAGUGAAGUUUGCUGCUAAAAGAAAAAUUGCACAGAUGACUGAAGAUGAGCAGUUUGCAUUGGCUCUGAAAAUGAGUGAGCAGGAAGCCAGACAAGUGAACUGCCGGGAAGAGGAAGAAGAGGAGCUUGUGAGGAAGGCCAUCGCCGAGAGCCUUAAUAGCUACCAGCCUUUAGAUUCCCCUGCUGAGACCUCUGCACCACCUCCUGCACCGACAACGUGCGUGCCAGCGCAGAGCCACCCGGCUGAGCGAGGAAAGGCUGAGAUCCAUGGAGCUGUGCCACCUGGCCCCGACUCCCCACAGUCGGACUGCAGCUCCCACUCCCGGAGCACAAAAGCUGAUGGGAAUGGACAGGCAGAUGUUGCCAAGAGCCCCCUUGUAGUGCUGACGAGGUUAAGCCAGGAAAUAGUUGAAAGCUCACUACUAUCCAGCAUAAUCGUACCUCCAGGGAAGAGCCAGCCUUUAACAAAGUCAAAUGAAAAGCCUUCCUCGCCAGCAAGAAGCAAUUCCAGGGACACGUUACCCAGCCCUUCUGGGGAGAAGCUGAUCUCCCUGAGUCCCACCUUUGCCCGGUUUACUCCGGGCACUUGGCAGCUGACGCCUCGGAGAUUGUUUUCAGGCUCGUGCAGCACUUCAAAAGCGAUGGGAGGGGAACGAGACAAGCAGCCUCCUGCUGCUACUGGAAGUUCUGCAGGGGAGCCUGCUGCUGGCAGCUCAGCAGUGCUCCGGAAGAGCAGGGCCCUGGAGCUGGGCAGCAUUCCAAGGAAGAACUGUGGAGCAGGAGGCCCCGAGUGUGCACCACCACGUGGGCACAGCGGGCAAGGCUCUGUUUGUGGUGAGCACGUGGAACGUACGGAGGGACCCGACAAGGCACCUGAGCUUUGUACACUGAGCAUGGCCGAUGAAAAGUGCAAGCAGGAAGAUGCUAGAGACACAGUGCACUAUUAUUGGGGUAUUCCAUUCUGCCCCAAAGGGGUGGACCCAAACCAGUAUACCCAAGUCAUCUUGUGCCAGCUGGAGGUGUAUCAGAAGAGCCUGAAGCAGGCUCAGAGGCAGCUUUUGCAGAAGAAGGAGUUUGGUGAUCCAGUUGUUCCCUGCUCUUCUCCCCUGAGCCAGAAUGAGCAUGGGAAAGGGGAGCGAAUAAACAGGGAAAAUGGUGUUCCUGACGACACAGAAGAUGGCAGGAAGGAGCCAGAGAGUACUGCCUGGCUUCUCUCCACAAAGAACAGGGAGCCCGAGCAGAAUCCAGGGCAGAACUUGGAAGAGGAAAAGAACUCUACGUCCGAGGAUGAACCAACCACCAGCUAUUGCCAGGGGCCAACCUGUGCAACACACCAGCCGCCAGCAAAGGCCUCCCAGGCGCUAUUUGCAGAGGACAUGCCUGAAGAUGGGGAACCAAUGCAGAUUACACAGAGCAUUUCUGCCUUGACCCCAUUUGGCAGUAAGAGGAGCCCAGAGGUGGCCGUGGAGAGCCCUGCUGCUGAAGAAGAGAUCCCUGUUUGCCCUGAGACCCAGCCAAAUCCAUCGGAAGCCAGUGAGCCGGAGAGAGAAGAGCUCCAUUCAGCCAGCAAAGACACACCUAUGCAGGCUGCUGGAGAUGAAGAAGCUGGGAACAUGGCAUCUGAAUGCAGCCCGUCCGCUGAUGACAGUGUGUCAUGCCCGCUGUGUGAUCGAGGGUUUCCAGCCACUGAGAUUGAGCUGCAUGCCAUGUACUGUAACGGCAUCGUGGCGCAGGAUGCAAGUGAAGAUGUUCCAGAUGCCUGGAGAGCAGGUCUGCGGCGCUGCUUGUUGGCUCCACUCUUCAGAACGCUAGUCUGGAAAGACUGCAGCAGCUACUGGCAAUCUGCGCUCGCUCAGCGACAGAGAGAAACAAGAAGUAGAGCUGGCAGAGGUAGAGACAUCCCGACCCCCGUAGACGUUGACAACUCCACCUCCUCCCUCCCACACAGAGACUCCGAAGAGAGGGUCUGACGGUGCCGUCUCUGCCAGGGAAGCUAUUCUGCCGUUACAAACAGUGGAUGGCAACAUCACGAAUGGAAUUAGACUAAUUACAGAGAGGACAGCUUCUGUUUAGACACAUUAUCUGGUAAUCAGCACUGCCUGGAAAGAAAGCAUCAGAGAAGAACUCACUGCGUGGAGUGUGCUGGGGGCUCUCCUUGCACGUACUGGAGAGCGUGGGGCCCCUCACUUCCCUCCAGUAACCGAGACACCUCUCCUGAACAGCGAUUGCUGUUUCCACUGCUCUGUCCCCAGUUAUCCCCUGCCAGCCCAGAUGGGCACGGCCGCUGACUGCACAGGCCUCCAGAGUAGUACCUGCUCAGUCCUGCGGGCUGUGAAGUAGGGAGAGGGAAGAGACAGACUUGGGCUGCUAAUCAGACAAGAUCAGCCAGCCCUAGGAACAUGGCUCCCUGCUUUAACACGCUGGGUUUGCUUCUCCAGCAACAUGUAACUCCCUUGUGCAUGCCCUGAACUCUUCAUUUCUACAGUUUGACAGGGUGUUUUAUGGCUGAGCCAUCAGCUGAGCUGAUUUCAUUACCAUCCCACUGCUGCAGCCGCAGGGGACAGAGAAGCAGACAGGGGAAACAGCUGAUCACUCCGUUGUUUUGACUGGCAUCGGGCUGGCUUUAUGGGCGAUCCCACUGAGCCAAUGCUGCUCCACAGACGUGCCUCAUCAGUGGAAUGGCCUGGAGAAGUAGAACGCCACGGUGGGCGUAAGUGACAGCCCAGCUGCAGAGUGAAUCCUAAUGCACUCCUCUGCUUCCCUU